CUUUACAGUAUUCCAGUAAACGUGGGGAAUAAAUUCUGGCGCAACGAUUCGAACUCUAAAUUCUCCAUUCUCUUCACUCCAAAAUCCACAAGAAAUGGGCGCCAUCUGCCACGAAGACCUCUCUCUCUCCCCGCGUCGCACCAAUUUUGCUUCCUGUCAAGAUCUCAGAUUCUCCAAGCACGUGCACGACAAUGUCCACGGCAACAUUUAUCUCGACCCGCUGGCUUUGAAGUUUAUUGAUACAGAGCAGUUCCAAAGGAAAGUUGAUUGUUCUUUUUUGUUUGCUUAUUUAUUUAAUGUUAUGUUGCUAAUAGCUUUAAAUUAUUUUUCUCAUUACAGGCUCCGUGACCUGAAGCAGCUCGGUAUGACACACAUGGUUUAUCCAGGAGCUAUGCAUUCCAGGUUUGAACAUUCUCUUGGUGUGUACUGUCUUGCUGGUGAAUCUGUUCAGCAGUUCAAGAAGUACCAAGGUUUGGAGCUUGGUAUUGAUGCCUUCGACAUUCAGACAGUGAAGCUUGCUGGACUUUUACAUGAUGUGGGCCAUGGGCCUUUUAGUCACUUGUUCGAACGCGAGUUUCUUCCCUGUGUUCAUAGUGGCUCAAAAUGGUCUCAUGAGCAAAUGUCGUUGAAGAUGGUUGAUUAUAUCGUAGAUGAGCACCAUAUUGAUGUUGACUCUGGAAUGAUUAAAAAAGUUAAGGAGAUGAUUGUAGCUAGCUCAGAGUUUGCACUUCCAAAAGGCACAAGGGAGAAGCUUUUCUUGUAUGAUAUUGUUGCAAAUGGUCGAAAUGGCAUUGAUGUGGACAAGUUUGAUUACAUCGUCCGAGACUGCAGAGCUUGUGGUGUGGGGUGCAACUUUGAGUUUCAGAGGUUAAUGGAGACUAUGCGGGUUUUGGAUGAUGAGAUUUGCUAUCGUGCUAAGGACUAUCUGACCGUCCACAAGUUAUUUUACACUCGUGCUGAUCUGUAUAGAACUGUAUAUACACAUCCAAAAGUUAAGGCAAUUGAGCUUAUGAUAGUAGAUGCCCUGUUGAAAGCAAAUAGCUUUCUAGAAAUUUCAUCUGCCGUUGAAGAUCCUUGUGAUUACUGGAAGUUGGAUGACACAAUAAUCAAAUCAAUUGAGAUUGCUCCAGACCAAGAACUCAAGGAAUCAAAGGAUUUGAUUUUACGCAUCCGCAGAAGGAACUUGUACCAGUUUUGUAAUGAGUAUGCUGUUCCGAAGGACAAACUAGAACAUUUCAAAGAUGUCACCGCGCAAGAUAUUGUUUGUUCCCAGAAAAAUGGUGGAGUGAUACUAAAAGAAGAGGAUGUUGCUGUUAGCAAUGUCAGGAUUGAUUUGACUCGUGGAAGGAGUAAUCCUCUAGAAAGAAUCAACUUUUUCAAGGAUUAUGAGAGCGAGGAUAAAUUCACCAUACCUGAUGAUCGCAUUAGUCAUUUGUUACCCACAUGCUAUCAGGAUAUGAUAGUUAGGGUUUACUCCAAAAAACCUGAGCUGGUUGGAGCAAUCUCGGAAGCUUUUGAAAACUUUCAAUUAAAAACAUAUGGGCUUAAAGCACAAGUACAUUCAACACCAGAGAAGAAGAAAAGGCGCGUAUGAAGUGACCAUCCGCUUUCUUCAAAGAAUGUAGAACUUAUUUUCCCAGUCAGCAAAUGAAUACAGUUCACAUAUCAUACAAGACAUAGAAGCAUAUUGUUUAUGAAGCUAUUUUGGACACAGAGUUUCAGCCUUCCAUCGAGGUGAAAUCACGGCGGAUUCACUUCCACCACGUAAAAUCAAUUAUUUGUAUAUUUGAUGUCCUUUUGUCAUCUAUCGAAUCGAUUUAUUAAAUAUUUGAGGCGAACAUCAAGUUUUGUAGCUAGUAUUACUCAAUACUGAAGGUGUAAUGUCGAGAAUUGUUUAAGCUGUUGUGAAGGAGGAUAAGGGGCUUGACUUUGAGAGUCAAAAUCACGGGAGUUAAGUUAAAUUUUAUUUUUAUCUC
Pistacia vera is the source of this 1976-nucleotide messenger RNA. Its product is annotated as deoxynucleoside triphosphate triphosphohydrolase SAMHD1 homolog. NCBI's taxonomy places the organism in Eukaryota, Viridiplantae, Streptophyta, Magnoliopsida, Sapindales, Anacardiaceae. The transcript is spliced from 18 exons. Gene Ontology annotation, biological process: dGTP catabolic process. Gene Ontology annotation, molecular function: dGTPase activity. Bases 95 to 1594 code for a protein of 499 amino acids. Gene Ontology annotation, cellular component: nucleus. The record is from RefSeq and is a predicted model, not a curated record.